AUCCCCCUUUACUUUCCCCAAUUCAGAUUAUCCCUGAGCGUCUGGUUCCUCAAACUUUGAAUCUCCAAAUCCCCUAAAAUUUCCCCCAAUUCGAUAUCCUCAAAUCGGUUUCCCAAAAUCCCCAAAUCAAAAUACCUUUGAUUUUCGCCGAAGUUCUGAUAAACUUGAAUGAAGAAUAGAUGGCAAAAUCGUUGAAGCCAGCGUCCUCCGAUGAAGAACUGUACAAUGCUUCGAGUUCAUCGAAGAGGAGCGAAUGAACACUCAUGUCAACGGUGAAGAAGACGAUGAGGAGGAGAUUGAAGCUGUUGCUCAUUCUGCCGACGCCUCCGACAAAGAUGAUGACGCCGUCCAUGAAGAAAACGCCGAUGAUGCUGAUGAUAGCUGUAAACAUGAGAAUUGGAAUGUAGUCGCUAAGUACUUAACGGAAAAUCUUCCCCUUUUGCUCACUUCCAAGAAUCUAAAAGAUGUUAAUGAUGUAUUAUGUAUGGUAUUUAGAUCAACACCUUCUAGUUUGAGGGAUUUCAUCAAGUGGAUUACAGAGAUUCGGAGACAAGAUGAUGGCAGUACCAUUUUAAGUAAAGAGGAGAAAGGAAGGGUUGCACUCAAGGUAUGAUGGGCAUAUUUGUUUAUCUUUCAGUAAACUACCAUUUAUCUUUUUAGUUAAUUCCUUCUUUAUGAGUUACAUCUGCAGACUGUCUCCCAACUUUGCUCCAAGAGGAGGUAAUGUCUGGUCUCUUAUAUAUAUUUUUCUUUGUUUUUUGUAUCAAAUUCUUCGUUCCUUUUAGGAAUUGACUUUAUGAGUUUUUCUUAAACACCAAUUUCCAGACUCUUCUGAAUAUCAUCCCCAUUUUAGACAAUUACUGUAGCCACUUAAAGCUUUUCACAUAUCCUAACAAAUAGUCCAUAGGCUUUUGGCUAAGAAUUCAAUAAUCUUUCAUGGUCUUGCCUGUUUGAUACUUGUUAUUCAGUUAUGAUAUAUAUUUUUUCAUUAGAAGUAAAAAGUUUAUCUCAGGAUGUUUGCUUGACAGGAUCUCAAUAUCUCUCCCUCAUCUUCUUGAUUUUUUCUUCUUAGAGAAUCUUGUUGAAGAACAAUACUGGACAAACUUCUGUAUUGGAUUCAUUAUGAAAAUCAUUUGUGUCAUUUACUACUAAUAUUUAUACAUCAACCACAUUUACAGGUCAGUUUCCUGUUUCUUUGUCAUGGAUGGAUGUAUUUACAGGACUGAGCAAUCCCUCCCAUACACAAUUUAGCAAUUUUGGAAGCUCUCAUUCUUCUAAUUCAGCUCAGCAUCAGUCAGUCUCUGUGAAUGAGCAGUUGGAAGAGAAGUGGUAUGCUAGUCCAGAGGAAAUCAAUGAAGGUGUUUGCACAAUUUUAUCUAAUAUAUACAGUUUGGGUGUGCUGCUUUUUGAGUUGCUUUGUCAAUUUGAAUCUGAGAGAGCACAUGCUGCUGCAAUGUUGGAUCUAUGCCAUAGGAUUUUUCCUCUAACUUUUCUAUCAGAAAAUCUCAAGGAAGCUGGAUUUUGUCUUAGACUACUUCACCCAGAACCUUCUUUGCGCCCAACAACCAGGGAUAUCCUACAAUCCAAAGUACUUAAUAGAUUCCAAGAAGUAUUUGCAGAAGAACUGUCGUCAUCCAUUAACCGAGAUGAUACUGAAUCAGAAUUAUUAUUGCAUUUCCGAGAUGAUACUGUCGUCAUCUCAUUUGCUAGAUCUGUUGAUGAUGGUCGUGAUGCUCAAGCUAUGCGUCUAAAGGAAUUCUUCGCCGAUCCUUCUCAUUUUCCUGUUGAUCAGAUCUCUCGCCACAAAUCUCUUGGAGAUUUUUUAGCAUGCUGUUCGAUUGAAAGAGUCUCUAUUUAUGAUUCUAAGAAUCAUUAGAAGCACCAAAAUGGUCAAGACUGCUACCUGGUUAUAUAGGUUUACUAUUGGUGAGGUUCUUGCGGUAAAGUAAAGGAAUAUUUGCUGGUAGAUGGAUAUCGAUUAACUGCAAUGACAUUUUGUGAAGAGGUUACAGAUCAGAACCUUGAUGUUUGGGCAAACUCGCUAGCAUCUGUGCCUGAUGCCUUGUGCCAUUACUAUUAUCAGUACCUGUCUUCAAGUUCGGAAGCUGCUGAGGGAAUCUUAUGCAUUGGCUUUCUCAAACGUUCUCGCCAGCAAAAGGAAAUUACAAGGGAACAAGCAGUUCAAGAUCUGGAGAGAAUAAGAGAAGAACUUGAACAAUUGCUGUUAGCAGAAAGGGUAUGAGAGAAUGUGGUUGAUUAAGUCAAAUGGAGAAAGGGACAUCAUGUCUUUGUUGUGUGCAAGUGUUUUCUCCCUGAGACAGGCAAGGAACCUGACAUCAAGAAUGGUUCAACUUAAAGAUGCUUCCUUGUACUCAUUCUCAUCCUCUGUAUAUUUUCCGAUCUUUCUUCAAGUAGGAUAUUAAGAAUUUCCUGUACUAUUCUUUCUGAUUGCUUAUAAAAUAGUUUGCUCAUUAGAACCUUCAUUUUCUCUUAUCUUUUAUUUAUUUGUGUAAAUCAUUUUUCUUUGUUUAGUGACGCAACGAAUCUUUGAACAUAAUUUCUGUUGAGUUACAUAUAAAUGAUUUUUUAAAAA
Messenger RNA from Gossypium arboreum, 2593 nucleotides. Its product is annotated as protein SPA1-RELATED 2-like. Bases 1205 to 1876 code for a protein of 223 amino acids. Gene Ontology annotation, biological process: protein phosphorylation; photomorphogenesis. Lineage: Eukaryota; Viridiplantae; Streptophyta; Magnoliopsida; Malvales; Malvaceae. The transcript has 10 exons. Gene Ontology annotation, molecular function: ATP binding; protein kinase activity. The record is from RefSeq and is a predicted model, not a curated record.